AGUGACGUGUUGCUCUGUUGCGGGUUGUUUUGCUGUGGGAGUGACGCUGUUGGGAGAUGAGGGAGGGAGUGAGGGGGAAGCGAGGGCCCGCAAAGCGACUGCUGUUCACUGCAACUGUCACUGAAUGCCUGCUCCAGACCGUCGAAGCAGUUGCAAUAAUCACAGCAUGAGCCGCCGUCACAGGCGCAGGAGUGGAGGAAUCUGACUUGUUCCUGGUCUGUUCCCAGCCUCUGGAGUCCUGUCACUGGCCGGGCCUAGGGAAUGUGUCGCACAACCUAAAGCCUGAAUCGCGGAAAAAUAUCGCCUUCUAUUUCUUGAUGGGUCAAGAGUCUGGAAAAGCAGCCUGGCCCAGACCAGCAGGAGGUUAUCAGACAAUCACCGGAAGAAGAUAUGGGAGAAGGCAUGCUUAUGUUAGCUUUCGUCCCUCUAUUGCCAAGCCAUGGAAUCAGUUAAAAGAAAAUGAACCCCAAUGGGAAGGAAUGGAGCUAAACACUGUUUCAAAAGAUAAUGGUUUAUCACCCAGUAGAAUCUUAUCAACAAAUGAACUUCUGCCGCAGUGCACGACGUAUGACCUAACUAUGGAUGCUAAGAGAGAUGCAGGUUGUGAACCUCAGAAAGAGAAUAGAUUUUUGCCAUCCCCUCUGAACCGAAGACUUUUUCAAUGCGAGUCCAAUGACUUUGCUUUACCCAGUGCUACAGAGCCAUUAGGCAGUUAUUCAGGUAGCCAAAGUACAGAGUCCUCCAAGUGGUCAAUUCCUAAUGAUUUUUUUGAGACUGAUUCCAGAAGUCCGUCUGGCAUUGGUUUUGUAAAUAUUGAUUCUUAUGAACCAGAAAGCAGCGAAGGAGAGGAUGAAGACUCAACUAUUCAAUCAUCCUUGGAAAAAGAAGGAAAACUUCAGAAAAGGUUGGACACCAUGCUUUCAGAAUUAGAGAAAGGUGUUGACUAUCUUAAUGGGCUACAGUCAUAUCUCUCAGCUGUAAUCCAUGAUGGUAACAGCCCACAAAUUGAGCUGCCAUGCUCUGUAGCAUUGGACAAUUUGUCUAAUGCAGACAUUGGUGUUAAAGGACAUCAAACUGAAUUAAAAGAACAUAGGAAAACCUUACCAACAGUGGGAAAUGCGGAAGAAAUUAAUGGCUAUGUCAGGAUGGAGGAUAUAAAAGAAAAAAGAGAAAGAAAUCUUGAUAAGGCCUCACUGAGCGUUCAAACAGAAGGAAACAUUUUCUGUUGUAUGUCAGAGCAACCAAGUUCCUCAGAAAUGGUAGUAAGACCAAAAGUUAGAAAGGAAAGAGAUGCUAAAAGAGAUUUGCACUCCCCUGAUGAGUUUUAUAGUUAUUGUACCAGGGAAAUGAAGACUAAUGUUGAGUGUUGUGGAUCAAAUUGUGCCUUGUGGAACUGCAGGAGUAAACUCCAUAGAGAUUCAAAGAUUGGAUCUGGACUUAAUGGCAAGGAAACUACUGGUAUUCAGAAGGAACAGGCCACCAUCCAACUACAAGAAAAGCCUGAAGAUGUCACAACAGAAAACAGUUUCUGGGAUGAUUUUGAAAAUGAUUGUAACAAAGGUGAAGAAAGCAGUUCCCUAAGCAGUGAUGAGGAGUGGUCAGCAAUAUGGACCUCUGAUUUCGUUUUAGAACAGAUGCACUCUAGUGAUGAGAGCUGGGAGACCUUGUCAGGAGUUGAAGAACAACAAACUGAACCAAACAGCAUUAGUAGCAGCCUGGAUGAAGAAGCUUUUAAACAUUGCUUCACUGUAGGGUAUGAGUCUACCUUAAGGGAACAAACCUCUUUGGAAGAAGGAGAAAUCCCCUGGGUAGCAUUCAAUGAAGAAAGUGACAGCAGCAGCAGUAGUACUGAUGAGACUGAAGGGUUGGGUCAACUUGCACAUUCAGGACUUCUAAUUCUGGAUGGUAACAACAACUUUGAAGAUGAUUCGAGCAUAAGUGAAGACUUGGACAUGGAAUGGAGAUUGUUAGAUGAACUUGGUGAAGGACUUACAGCUCAAGCUAUUUCAUCUGUUGAUCCACAGCUUCUUACCUUUAUGGCUCUGGAAGAACGAUUGGCUCAAGCAAUGGAGGCUGCUUUGGCACACCUUGAGUCCCUGGCUAUAGAUGGGGAGCAAGCUCCUCCUCCGGCUCCCAAGGAAACAAUUGAAUGUUUACCGCAAGUUGCAAUCUCUGAGGAGCAGAAUGGUUUGGAGCAAUCCUGUGCCAUCUGUUGCAGUGAAUAUGUGAAGGAAGAGUUAGUGACAGAGUUACCAUGCCAUCAUUUAUUUCAUAGGCCAUGUGUGACCCUCUGGCUACAGAAGUCUGGGACAUGUCCUGUAUGUCGUCACAUUCUUACAUCAACACUUCCAGAAGCUGCCACUACUGCAUUUUUAUCAGAACCAGAGACCACUCCUUCUACCCGUGAUGGUCCUGCAAUACGCUGAAGCCAAAGUUUUCCCAAUGAAUGUGAAAGGGAACUGCACUAUUUAAAUAGGAGCAGAAAGUAUGAAAAAUAUGUUGCGAUUUUACUUGUAGGCUUAUUUUGUUAAAGGCUGACAAAACUGUCUUACUACUGGUGAGGUGUUUAAUUCUGCAUUAUAAUUAUAUGUAAAAAAAACCCUUCAUUAAUGGUUGUAUUUUUGUGACAGAAAAUUAGAUCUUUUGUUGCUGUUAAUAUUUGGUGGGGGCUUAUGAUGUGUUUGAUUUGUUUCUCUGUUUAAAUGAAAUUCUAAAUAUGCUUUUUGGUUCAAAAAAUCAUGUAUUUUGAUGCUGAUAUCUAUUUGCACAGAGAGCUUAGGGCACAAAUGUAUUAAGUUUUAUUUUGGAAGUUAAUUCUAAAGUUUUUUGUUUUGUCUAAUGCAGUAACACACUGACUUUACAUAGGGUGAUGGAGCGUGAGGAAGUUGUCUUAAUUCCAUGGGAUAAAAAACUUUAGUUUCUUUCAAUGUGACCCGAACAGUGACCAUAAACGAAGACAUCAUCUGAUAUCACAACAGUAUUGAGAUUUGUUUCACCUCCAAUAAACUGCAUUAUUAAAAUUGAAA
Molecule: messenger RNA, 3026 nt
Organism: Carcharodon carcharias (great white shark)
Lineage: Eukaryota; Metazoa; Chordata; Chondrichthyes; Lamniformes; Lamnidae
Gene: pja2
Product: praja ring finger ubiquitin ligase 2
Exons: 9
Coding region: 318-2426 (702 amino acids)
Source: RefSeq, a predicted model, not a curated record